CAAACGAAAAGAUUGAAGACAUCAAUGGCUGCCCAAAAAACAGAUCUCAAAUGAUUGAAAACAUAGAUGCGUGCCUCAGUUUCCUGGCUGCAAAAGGAAUUAACAUCCAGGGGCUGUCAGCAGAAGAAAUCAGGAAUGGGAAUCUGAAGGCCAUCCUGGGCCUCUUCUUCAGCCUGUCUCGCUACAAGCAGCAGCAGCAGCAGCCGCCGCGCGCGGGGCCUCCCGCUCCGGCCGCCCUCCCGGCGCAGGGCCCGGCACCACAGCAGCACCCGUGCAAAGCACAGCCCGAAAUGCAGUCCAGCGAGAACUCUUGUGCUUUGGGUGCCCAUGUGAACGCUCCUCCUCGAGAGGAAGCCGUGGUUCUGAGAGUGCUCUCCCUCCUGCGCGCCGGGCGUUCCCCGUACGCAGGGGUGCCGACGGCGAGCGCUCGCGUCAGGCUGGCGCCCUCCACGCUGCCCUGCGCCCGUGCUCCUCCGGGCUGCUGCCCUGCCCGCUGGUACUCCUGUGAGAUACCCAGGCCUGAUACCAAAACCAAAUCAGUCACACUGGAACUUCCAGGCCCUACCGUGAGGGUGUCUGCUGCAGGCAGUGAGGCCAAAACUCGUGGUUCUCUUAGUGCCAACAACCGACGCAGCCAGAGCUUUAACAAUUAUGACAAAUCCAAGCCUGGAAUUUCCCCCUCAACAUCAACAAGUAGCAACGAGAAAGACUCUGCAGACGGUGCAGCCCCCCAGCCCGCAGGAAUGAAUGAAAAUGUCUGCUCCUCAGUCCAAAGCUGCAGCAGUGCUCUUGGUUGCACCAACUCCUCAGCCAUCCCUCAGCCCAGCUCUGCUAUCAAACCCUGGCGCAGCAAAUCCCUUAGUGCUAAGCACACAGCUACGUCUUCCAUGUUAUCUGUAAAGCAGCCGGGGUCAGAGCCUCCGAAGCCAUCUUUGGAAAUGGUCAAAACGGCUCCCAACGGCCAAAAAUCCAUGCUGGAAAAAUUAAAACUCUUCAAUAGCAAAGGAGGCUCCAAAGCAGGAGGGACAGCGCUCGAGUGCCCAGGGUCUCAGGAGAACGGCUGUGAAAAGCUCGAGGUGCUCCCGAGCUUCGAGGAAAGUGAAGAAAUUGAUGCCCCAACCCAGAAUGUGAACAACCCAGGACCAAUGUCCAGCAGUCCCAAAAUUGCACUCAAGGGAAUUGCACAAAGAACUUUUAGUCGGGCACUGACUAAUAAGAAAAGUUCUCCAAAGGGUAACGAGAAGGAUAAAGAGAAGCAGAAAGAGAAAGAAAAGGAAAAAAGUAAAGAUACUGCAAAAAGAACAUCCAUCACUGAAAAGCUGGACAUCAAAGAGGAGCCGAAAGAAGAACAGACAGCACUAGCAACAACAGAGAUGCCAAAAAAGUCCUCAAAGAUUGCAAGCUUUAUCCCUAAAGGAGGAAAGCUGAAUAGUGCCAAGAAGGAGGCCUCUGCCCCUUCACAUAGUGGAAUACCAAAACCAGGAAUGAAAAACACCACAGGGAAAUCCUCAAGUGCCCCAGUGUCUGCAAAGGAAAGUGAGAGGAGCCGCAGUGCGAAACCUGGCUCAGGCCUCCCUCAUCAGAAGACCCAGCUGGACAGCAGGAACUCCAGUUCCUCCUCGAGCCUGGCCUCUUCCGAGGGAAAAGGAGGGCUCCACAGCAGCAGCAGCAGCCACGCUGUCAACGGCACCGCCACGCAGACGACGGGCAGCAACACUGUGAGUGUUCAGCUACCUCAUCCCCAGCAGCAGUACAGCCACCCCAACACGGCCACGGUCGCCCCGUUCAUGUACAGGUACGGCUGCCUGCUCGGAGCGUGGGGGUCGCACAGGGACCGGCAGCGGUGA
This is a messenger RNA of Tinamus guttatus (white-throated tinamou), 1847 nucleotides long. NCBI's taxonomy places the organism in Eukaryota, Metazoa, Chordata, Aves, Tinamiformes, Tinamidae. The record is from RefSeq and is a predicted model, not a curated record.